This is a messenger RNA of Mercenaria mercenaria, 2696 nucleotides long. RefSeq names its product 39S ribosomal protein L18, mitochondrial-like. Bases 684 to 1352 code for a protein of 222 amino acids. The record is from RefSeq and is a predicted model, not a curated record. Gene Ontology annotation, biological process: translation. The transcript is spliced from 4 exons. Gene Ontology annotation, molecular function: 5S rRNA binding; structural constituent of ribosome; DNA binding. NCBI's taxonomy places the organism in Eukaryota, Metazoa, Mollusca, Bivalvia, Venerida, Veneridae. Gene Ontology annotation, cellular component: ribosome; mitochondrion.
UGGAAAGAUGUGUUUUUACCAGUGGCCAGAAAAUGUAUUUCCAAUGUAUCAAGUAACAGUCACUGGUGAGAAUAAAGCCUGUUUGAGAAUUGUACAGUUACAGAGCAUUCAUCCCUUAGAUGAAUGUGUUGCUGUACUACUUAAGUAAACGGUUGAAUAAAUUGGAUAUAGAAGAGUUUGACCUAGUCGUUACAUAUUAUCAUAUUAGAUCUAUUAGUAGAUCUACCAUCCAGUUACACAAGUGGACUCUUAAUCGAACUCAUAGACCCUUAGGGGUUCGGACUAUUAUUAUUAUUAUUAAUAUAGCACCGAUAAAGCAAAUUAAUACCAGGAAAUAUUGCAUUUUUAACAAAGCUUUAUAUUAAAAAGAAAUCAUCAUCAUUAUAAGAAAAUAUCUUAUUUGCCUAUUCAGUUAACUGAGUAAAAUUUUACCAUACCCAAUUACCUGCUUAUAACUGUAAAAGUGACAAUCACAGUCGUCAAAAGCUAUCAAUUAAGACUUUAUCUUAAUUAAUCCAUCUAUUGUGCACUGUAAGAACAUCAUCUAACCACUGACCAUGGAGCUUUGUAUGCAAAUGCUUGCUGAGAGGUGUUAACAAUUCAGUGUUAAUUGGUCAUGUCCAUCAGGUGAAAAAUACCUGUUUUAUCGCGUUCAAAUAGAGCCAAAACUUCAUUUUACAAAAAUGAACAGCCUUGAUCAGUUCGAUAUUCCACAAAAUGUAUUUGACAAAAAUGAGACGUUUAAGGCAAUGUGCCGUCACUGUUCAUCUGUUAUAUCAGGAAGCUACCGGACAACAUCAAACUUCGUCACACACUUGAAGUUUCAGGUUUCCAGUAGAAGACACCUCUCAUCAAAGGUUAUUCAUGAAAAAGCUAGGCUUAUAAGUAAUACCGUGAAGUCACAACAAAAGCGAGCUGAAAACAUUUGUUUGACUAUUGACCUUUGGUCCAAUAGAUCUAUGAAAGGAUUUCUAGGAAUAACUGCACAUUAUAUACUGGACUGGGAAAUGAAGUCUGCUAUGAUUGCGUGUAAACGAUUCAAAGGAAAACACACCGCUGAAAACAAUCUUCACGAGUAUGAAGACACUAUUUCAAGUUUUGACAUAAAUGAUAAGAUAUUUUGUGUAAUAAAUGAUAAUGCCUCUAACAUGAUAAAGGCCUUCAAAUGUGCAGUUCCUGGAUUCUCCUCCCCUAGACAGGGCAGCAAAGAUGAGGAGUGUGAUGAUGAUGAUGAUGAUGAUGAUGAUGAAUCUUGCGAAGACAGCGAUUCUUAUCAUGACUCAUGCCACGAACGCGAGGUUGUAUCAAGCAAGGCAAGUCUGCUUAAAAACAUUGAAUCAACAUUUCCUUAACAUGAGAGAUGUUAUGCACACAGCUUACAGCUUGUCACCAACGAUGGAUUAGAUGAAUGUGGUGCCAACUUAAAAAAAGGUCAUAGCAAAGGUCUCAAAGAUUGUUGCACAUGUAAGGAAAUCUAUUCGCCUCAGAAAUUCUGGAAGAUGAAAAGCGCUUACAAGUAGCUAAUGCAAACUGAUGGAAUAGUCAGUUGACAAUGAUCCGUUCAGUAAUGGCUGUUCCUGAAGAAAAGCUUUGCGAGCUUGGCCUAGCUAUACAGUUUUCUGCUUAUGACAGAAAGAUCUUAAAUGAACUUAGCAGCAUCCUGGAACCUUUUGAAAAAGCAACCAUUAUGUUACAAACAGAGAGGACUGCUAGUGCCAGUAUGACCAUACCUGUCACAUUGGGUCUAAAGCAACAUCUGAACAGUGUCCAGCAUGAUUACAGUAACAAAUUUGUCACAACGCUUCAAUCGUCAAUCGAAAAAAGGAUGUCACAUUAGUCGUGGAGGAAAUUAAAUCACUUGAUACUUUUAAACUCUGUUUCCUACAUUUUUCAGCAAUAUGCCUUAUUCAGAGAAAAAAAUGAUCUUGCACAAAAUUUGUUUUAGUUACAUCUAUUAAUUGUCAAAAUCUGUUUCUUUGAAGAAGGCAUAUUGCCGUAAAAAAUAAGAAAUAGAGUUAUAAGACUGCAUAGAAAAGCGGGGUGAUAUGUUUAAAGGCCGUCUUAAACAGGGUAAGUGGAAGUCUGUGUCUUCUCUUGUCUUCUGUUUAAUAUGGCAAUUCUAAGUAAUUCUUAGUCAGAAGUUUGUCAGUUGGUGAAACUCAAAAACCCGCAGCCAGAUGGACAUGGAACGGACAUAAAGAAGCAAUGAAAACAACACUAAAUGUUAUAAUUUAUACAUUAUAAAUAAAUAACCACAUGACAUGACAUGACAUAUAUAAUAACUAUAAUACUAUAUUAUUUGAAAUAAUGUCACAUUUUAGAAAUGCGAAUAAUUCAUACAAUUCAAUUGCAUAGCAUAGCAAUCAAAUUAUAACAGUUACAUAUACACAAGUAUAGACAUUUCAGUAAUUUUAUGUAAAUUAUUUGUUACACAUUGUAUGUAAGUACACUGUGUUUGGGAAGGGCCGACUUAUUAUGUUUGUAGAACUUUUGACCCUAAUUGUAUGUUCACAUUUCACAUGUAUGUAUAUGCAAAAAAACAUGCAUAAACUAAAAUAAAAAAUAGCACUGCAUUUCCCCUCAAUAAGAUCUAUCUGUAUAUGAAGUCAAUAGCUUUUAUACUUUGGAAAUUAUGCUCCGAACAAGAUUUGUUACGCACGAACGGACGGACGGCCAACCAGACGGACGGACAAGGU